Molecule: messenger RNA, 456 nt
Organism: Eimeria necatrix
Lineage: Eukaryota; Apicomplexa; Conoidasida; Eucoccidiorida; Eimeriidae
Exons: 4
Coding region: 1-456 (151 amino acids)
Source: RefSeq, a predicted model, not a curated record
AUGCAGGAUCGAGUGAUCAAGCUUCACGAACUUCUGAAGAAGAAGAUGCAGGUCCUUGAGGCGGACAAACGCACUUUAGAUGAGCAAGCGACCGGUAACUCUUGUCGAUCGGCAGAGAAUGACAAGCGCCAAAUCGAAUCCCUGUUGCGCGAGAGGGAUUUGUUGUCUAAGAACCUUCUUAAUGCGGACGCGACUGUGAAGAAGCAUGCAGACCUGGCCAAGCAGCAACUGACUCACUGCGAGCACCUUGAGAAAGAAGUUGAGGGAUACUUAGAAAGUCUAGAGCAGCUCAAAAACGAGGAACUGCGAGUGGCUGAGCUGCAGCGAUCCAUUGGAGAACAACAUGCAAAACUUGCUGCGCAGAAGACAUUGUAUGAGGCUGUGCGUUCCGAUAGAAACCUUUUCUCCAGAAAUCUUAUAGCCAGUCUCGACGAAAUGACAGAGCUAAAACAGUAA